This is a messenger RNA of Chironomus riparius, 2007 nucleotides long. The record is from the annotation of a GenBank genome assembly. NCBI's taxonomy places the organism in Eukaryota, Metazoa, Arthropoda, Insecta, Diptera, Chironomidae.
AUGGCUAAUCCGUCAGAAAUUUUAAGUUCUUAUAUGCUGUACUUGAAUAGCUUCUCAAGAUUCUUUGGAUUCAGUUCAACUGAUAAAUUUGUAUUUAAUAAGAAAGUAAAGACAAUUUUUCUUCUGAUGGCUCUUUUACAAAUUCGAUUGAUCACCAUCAUAUACAUGAACAGGCAUAAACUUUUCUUAAUAUGUGAAAUUUUGAUAACAAACUCGUUUCUAUUGCAAGGUGCUGCAAGAUUAUAUGGCUUUAGAUUUUUGGGAUCUGUUAUAAAAUCAAGAAAACUUUUAACAGAACUCUAUGAGAACAAUGAAAAAUUGCAUUCGGAGCUUUUAAACAUUAAAAUAAAAACUGUAAAGAUUUUGGUCAAUAUCCUUAUGGUGACAAACCUGCUUUCCUAUCAUCUUUCGUCAUUUUCGAUAUUAAUUCUUAACUGGAUUUAUGAUGAUAAUCAAGUUUUAUUCUCAUCCGUCAAUAUUCCAUUUGUCGAUACAAAUACAAGAGCAGGAUAUAUUGCAAUUUGGUUCUUACAUCUCUUCAUGUGCAGCUUUGCAUUCUUAAACUUUAUUUCAUACGAUUCGGAAUCACUUUUCUUUGGAUUUCAGUCUUGUGUAUUUACUGAAUUAAUUUGUGAUAAGAUUAUGGAGCUAAAUAAGCUCAUGUUGAGGGUUAACAGAGACAUUCAAUUUGAAACAAUCAAGUUUAAAAAGUUGGUAGCACCGAAAUUAUACUUUGCAGCUAUUAAGCAAUCUGGAAAUGAGAAAAUGGAAAAACUUUUGAAGAGCAUUAUCAUGAACCAUCAAAUUUAUUGUGAAUAUAUAUCCAAAAUUAAUGACUUUAUGUCAGGAACAAACUUUGUUUCUAUUGCUACAAACUAUAUUGUCAUUAGUGUCUGCAUCUUAGAGAUUCUAACAGGAUCAACACACAUUAGAUCAGCUAUUGUUAUGAUUAUCCUUUCACUACAAAUAACCAUUCCAUGUGUGAUUGGAUUCUUCAUUAGCUAUCAUGGUGCUGCUAGAUUGUAUGGCUUCAGAUUUUUAGGUUCAGUAGUGAAGUCAAGACAAAUUCUAACCGAAUUGUACAAGAACAAUGAAAACUCACAUGAAGAGCUAUUGAACAAGAAAUUAAAAACUGUAAAGCUUUUAGUCAAUAUCCUAAUGAUUACAAACUUAGUAUCUUAUCAUUUUCCUUCAUUCACUGUUCUAAUACGUAAUUGGAUUUAUGAGGAUAAUCAUUUUCUUUUUUCAUUCAUCGACAUUCCGUUCGUUGACAAACAUACAAGGACAGGCUACUUAUCAAGAUGGUUCUUGCAUCUCUUCAUAUGCAGUUUGGCAUUUUUCAAUUUCAUUUCUUAUGAUUUAGAGUCAAUUUUCUUUGGAUAUCAAGCAAGUGUGUUCACAGAUUUGAUUUGUGCUAAAAUGAUGGAGCUAGAACAACUUAUGUCUAGAAUAGAUGCCGAUUUUCAACUUGAAACUAGAAAGUGUGCUUAUUUGGUAGCACCACAAACCUAUUUAGAAAUGGUAAAGCAAUCUGGAAGUGCUAAAUGUGAAAAAUUAUUGAAAAGUGUCAUUCAAAGUCAUCAAAUCUACUGCCAAUAUAUUUCUGGAAUCAAUGACUUUAUGUCAGGAACAAACUUUGUUUCUAUUGCUGCAAACUAUAUUGUCAUUAGUGUAUGCAUCUUGGAGAUUCUAACUGGAAAAACAUACUUUAUAUCAGUCAUUGUUAUACUGAUUCUUUCCCUUCAAAUCACCAUUCCGUGUGUGAUUGGAUUCUUCAUUAGCUGUCAUAAUUCUUGCAUGCUUAAAUUCGUGUGUGAUUUCCCUUGGUAUCAAUUAUCAGCAAAACAUAAGAAAAUUUAUCUUCAGUUUGUUCAGAUUUGUCAACAUACUCCGACUAUACGAAUUCCUAUUUUUGGCGAUUUAGGAAUGGAACUUUUAAAGCAUUUGGCCAAUGGUGCUUAUUCUUAUGCUGCAACAAUGAAGUUGAUUGCUAAGAAGUAUUUUUAA